AUGAAUCAGUGAAUGGGGUUAUUCUGACGACAGGCAAUGAAGCUGGUUAUCUGACUCCCGAAUAUUUUAUUAAUGUUACUGAUGUUAAAACAGGCAUGCAAUUGAUGUAACAAUGGAAGACAACCAAAAUGCAGAAUCAUCUAUUGUGCCCAACAAAGUUCAUGUUACAGGAUUUCCUAUGUACACUCAGCCACAGGACUUGGAGAGGGUAUUUUCAGAAUAUGGUGAAGUAAAAGUCGAUAAAAUAACCAAACGCUACGCCACACUAGAAUUUAAUAAAGUUGAAGGGGCUAAAGCUGCCAUCAAACAUUCCAAGAAAGUGGCUGUGUAUGGAGAAUUGAUUUAUGUGAGACCUUACUACACCAAACCAAUUGCCAAUACACAAAAAAAAGAAAAACCGCAAAUUGAUAAAGGAAGGAAAAUAUUGAGUCCACACGAAAUAUUAUUGUCAGGGGAAUUUGAUGAACAAUUGGAAAACAUUAUGAUGGCUAUUCGGCUCACACAAGAAGAGGUUAAGCAAAUAUCUGAGCUCUACUCAGACCUGGAACGGGUUCUACAGGUCGCCUGGCCCGGCUGCAAAGCGAUCCCCUUCGGCUCCAUAACCACGGGCCUCGGCGUCAAGUGCAGCGACGCCGACUGCUUCAUAAGCAUCCCCCAGAAGCUGCAGCACGCCAACAACAACUACAUCAUGAAGGCCCGGAGGGUGCUUCUGGCGAACAAGCAGCUGUUCUCCGACAUCGUGCCCAUCCCGCAAGCUAAGAUUCCUAUUGUAAAAUUUUACCACAUCCCAACACAACGGCAAUGUGAUGUCAGUUUCAACUCUCCACAAUCUAUUGAAAAUAGCAAAUUACUAGCUUAUUUCGUGCAGCUGGACUACAGAGUGAAGUCACUCGCUAUUCUGAUCAAAUACUGGUCGAAACUGCAUGGGCUCACUGGCACAAAUUUAAUGCCCAACUAUGCAAUGAUUUUACUAGUAGUAUUUUAUUUACAGCAAAAAUCCAUUUUACCACCCGUGCACAGCCUACAGAGUAAUGAAUUUAUUCUUGACAACUGGAAUGUAGCCUUUGAUGAUGUAAGGUUUGCUAGUGGCAACACUGAUACUCUGUAUGUGCUCCUCGGUGGAUUCUUUUUAUACUAUAAGGAUUUCAACUAUGAUAAAUUUAUUAUUAGUCUGUAUUUAGGCAAACCAAUCAGUAAGGAAUCCUUUUCUACAGUAGGGAAUGAGCCACCCGAGUACAGAUUGUAUAAAGAAAAUUUACAAAACAAUAAGUGUAAGCCGUUGCGAACGGAUAGUCUAAUUUGUUUACAGGAUCCUUUUGAUCAUAGCAGAAAUUGUACUGUGGCGGUCUACGCCAGAUUAGCUAACAAAUUGUUUUCAUACAUAAGCCUUGGCGCAACGGCUUAUGAAAUUGAGGAAAGUGAUACCUUCCUUCGCGCUAUUUUGUCGAUGAGCGUACAAGAGAAUCCCGUCGUAACUAAAAAAGUAGGCCCUCGAUGCAUCGCCAAAAAUAAACCUGCAAACAAAAAAAAGAAAGCAUUCUUUCACGAGGCGUUUCUUCGUGCGCGACAAAAAAGUAGAAAAAAACAUCCGUGAAUUUUUAAAUAUCUUGAUUGGGAUAUGUUAAUCGCAUGUUUAUAUUUUCUAAUAAAAUUUUUAUCUUUAUAAAAAUACUGAAUCUUAAUAUUUAAGUCGUUUUGUUGAAUUUAAUCUAUGUUUCACGUUCAUACGUCACUACAGAUAGACAGUAGAGGUCAAAAUCACCAUACAACUGACAAAAUGUAGACACUGACUGGCUCCAGUAAACCAAUAGAAUACAAUGCAAGUUAAACUAGCGCGACUGUACUGUACUGGCAUAAUAUGACCAGGCAUAACUGACUAUUUUGUAUAUCUGAAAUUAUGUGUAUUGCUAAAAUACGUUAUUCUGUUUUAAAAUAACUUUAACUGUAGGCAAAUAAGACCUGUGAAUUUUAUAGUGAGAAUAAGUAUAUAAUUGUAAGAAACAUGUCAUUUUUUAACAAUAAAGAAUAA
Messenger RNA from Papilio polytes (common Mormon), 2029 nucleotides. RefSeq names its product speckle targeted PIP5K1A-regulated poly(A) polymerase-like. Gene Ontology annotation, molecular function: RNA binding; nucleotidyltransferase activity. The coding region runs from base 113 to 1594 and encodes 493 amino acids. NCBI's taxonomy places the organism in Eukaryota, Metazoa, Arthropoda, Insecta, Lepidoptera, Papilionidae. The record is from RefSeq and is a predicted model, not a curated record. Gene Ontology annotation, biological process: RNA 3'-end processing. The transcript has 6 exons.